Messenger RNA from Aphanomyces astaci, 1155 nucleotides. RefSeq lists its product as hypothetical. Lineage: Eukaryota; Oomycota; Saprolegniomycetes; Saprolegniales; Verrucalvaceae. Gene Ontology annotation, cellular component: plasma membrane. Bases 26 to 1066 code for a protein of 346 amino acids. The transcript is spliced from 2 exons. Gene Ontology annotation, biological process: copper ion transmembrane transport; intracellular copper ion homeostasis. Gene Ontology annotation, molecular function: copper ion transmembrane transporter activity. The record is from RefSeq and is a predicted model, not a curated record.
GAAGUCGAACGUUACUUUACCAAUAAUGGUGUCCCUGACACAACGAUGGCUUCGGAGGAAUGCCUUGACGAUGUGGAUGCUGCUGACCAUGCUUUUGGCGCUUUGCUCAGCCCAUUCCCGCCUUCAGCAAGAUCUCAGUGAAACAUACUGCCCCGUGUGCAACAUGGUGGUGCAACCCACGCCGAACCAACUUCUCCGCGGCAGCCAAGCUCUGUACGCAUGCGAGAUGGCAGGCCACUUUCAACAGCUCGUAUCGAAUCCUAAAGCAUACGUUCGUGAGAUCUCGGCGAUCUCGACGUUGCCAGCGCCAUACUCCAACUCGACUGUGUCGUGUCCAGUCUGUCACGACAGCAGGAUCACCCACGCAGUUCGCUUGGGACCUCAUGGCAACCAGAUGAUCUUUGCAUGCUCCGAGAACCACGCGACGUCCAUCUCGACGAAUCCGGUACAUCCUUUCAUACACCAUGUAAUUAAAGCAACCGUUCACAUGCCAUCACAGGCGGAUAUAUUUAUCUACUCGCCGUCGAACGACACCAGCGCCUACUGCCAAGGGGCCACGAUCAUGUACGAUGGCUUCCAGUCCGCCUUCCAUGGCAUCUGUCCACGGCUUCUCUUCCACGGAUGGGUGCUGAACUCGGAGGCCAAGUACGCUUUGGGUUUCGUUGGCAUUGUGCUCAUGGGCAUUCUCUUGGAGUGGUGGGUGGAGUUUCAAGACCAGUUGCAUCGUCGACUAUUGCGAACUCUGGUUGUGCCUCCAUCACCAGACACAUCAACUGCUCACGAAGACCCCGACCUCGACAUUGAGUUGUCGUUGGAGGACACUCUCCUUCCAGCGGACCAAAGAGCGCAGCGACGGCGGUCCCUGCCAUUUAGCGCCAGAGCCGUGUUGGCGGCAUCGUACAUGGGGAUGAUGGCUCUCGCGUACUUCAUCAUGCUCGUGGUCAUGAGCUACGAAUCGGGCUUCUUCGUGGCGGCGGUCCUGGGCAUGGGACUCGGUUUCUUCUUCUUCCGCGAUGUGGAUGCCCUGCAUCCGUCGGGCAACCCAGAUCCUUGUUGCAGCACUUAGUAGUGUACUGUUUGUUACUUUAACUUUGCAAUGAGCUACGUCGUUUGUUCAUCCGGAUGACUUCCUCAACCAGUGUGGACAUUUCAUGA